AAGCUAAGAAAGCAACCCGACCCCGACAUGCGCGGAGUGCAAUCCCAAUCGGUUCCUCCUAUCGCGGCGAUCAAUACACGAGAGAUUGUCCGCUCCUAACCUUCCCAGUCGGGCAAUCUGUCUCAAUCAUGGAGCAAAGGUUCUGUCCUCGAGCGGGCCUGGCUUAUCAGCGCGCUGGUGAAAUCACUUCAGAGUUUCGUUUCGUGGCUUUUCUUUCUUUGAUUCUUAAUUUCCCGGCAAACUUUUAAAACCGUUGACAUUAUCGCUUCCCCCCGGCUCCCGCUUUCUGCGACGUCGAGGUCGUGGAUUUGAAUGGACUUACUCGAAACGACCUGGAAUAAGUUCGAAGCGUGAAUAACGAUUUGUGUGGAAAUCCUAACAACAGAUAUCGACGACCGUGUUCUUCUGUCAAAAGGAAGUGAGGGACUUGUCGGUUUGAGAGUGCCCGAGUCGAAUUAAACGUUUACUUUACGGCACACUCCUCUGGAAGAUCCAGGCUUACAGAGUCUAGAUCUGACCCUUUGAACCUGUGUGAUUUUGACGUUGGAAAACAGCCAGGAAUGUUUUAAAAGAAUGGAUUUUCAAGUGAUUUUUCGCAAGUAGAGCUUCAUUGCAACAUGACAUUCGAACUAAGAGGACAUUAACUACCCAUGGCGUUUCAGUCAGUGGACGCCUUGGCGUCACAGGGAAAGAAAACUAUCUUUACAUCUCUCCGUUCUGACGUUUGGAGUGUCUAUAAUUCUUGAAUUAAGAACUCUUAUUGUGUGACUUGGAGGUUCAUUUAUCACCCAGGAGCUGUGUAGGAGCGUGUUCAUAGCCGCAGAGUUGUUGUUGUUGUGGUCAAGGUUCAGUCAUGCUUCCCAGAAUUCACCUUGGCGCUCUCCUCACCGCCACCAACUCAGAACUAGCCAGUCAGAGCAGAGAACAGGGACAGGCCACGCGGGAGGCGAGGGUGACCAAAAACAUGGAAGGUUUCUAUGUAUACCAGACGUACCUACGGCGCCUGCGCAGAAUGCACAGAUCGUAUGUCGCCAAGUACCGCAAAGCUCACCCUUCCGCGAAGCAGAGGACGUUUGGCCCUCCCCCUCGUACGACCGAGUUCUACACCGCUCGAGAAGACCCCAGUCAAAGUUACGUCCCCCUUCCAAGACAUCGGCUCUCCUUAUCAGACACGUACAUCCAACUCCACAGCCAAUCACCGGACGGGAGUAUAGACUUGGCUCCUCCCCCUCCGCCUUCUCCUUCUUUGGAGACCUCUCAGUUGGAAGACGCCCCUCCCUUGUCCGUGUCACCAGCUCCUGCAGGGGCUAUCUACAUUCCGUGCGGGCGUGAAAACUCAUUCAAAGGUAGACCCGUUGCGAUGUCUCGAAAGCCAAAGUACCUAGACCCGCUCAAAGGCAACUCAUCUGCGGUACAGUACACAGGUAGAGACUCCCGGGUGGUCAAGGAAGGGGCCAUGCCCUUCAGUCUCUGGCGUCGGGAGAGGGGGCGGGCGGGGGCGGGAACUGUGUACAGCCUGAGCACGGUCAAGGAAGAGCAACUCACCAGUGAUUCCAAGCUGGGGAAUUUCCCAAAACUUCUUCAUCGGAAUAUCAAUGCAGUUUCGAAUAACUAGAAUGUGACCUCCCCACCCCCUUUCCCCCUUUUUUCCAAAGCCCUAAAUAUUAGAUUAAACAAUACGCAAAACUGUCUCGAUUCAUAUGACACUGAGGGUUUUUUUUUCUCCCCGAUAGAUAGUAUAUUUGUAUGUGGUAAAGUAUUCUAGAUAAAUUCACUGCUGAUUCCUAAAGAAUAUCUCUCAAACAUAGAUCUAGUCGAUACAUUAAAUCAUGUAGACAGCAAGUUUAUUAUCAUUCUUUAGUCAUGAAAGAAUCUAACAUCGUGACCACAUUAUUCCAAGAUUUCAUCUCAGGAACUGUACAUCUCAAAACAAUGUCAUAACUUUUUUUCUCUAGAUUUUACUGCUUUGCCCCCCCCCCCCCCCCCUCUUUUCCUGGCACACACGCAUAAACACUUCUGGGAACAUGCCAUCUUUAGUUAUUCACCCCCGCCCUCCUUUCCAGAUCUCAGUGCGAAAAAAGAACGAGUGCACAAAUAUAAUAUGUGAGGCAGCGUGGCGAAAUCAGGUGCUGGUCAAAAUAAUGUAACCAAGGAAACCGACAUUUUUCUGACCGCUGGGAAAUCUUUUUCAGGUUUUCGUGGUUUUUUUCACUCAAUACUUUCUAUGUCCAUUUAGGAACACAUAUCUCUGUGGAUUUUACUGAAAAAGAUUGAUAAAGGGCACAAAAAAUGUAAAAGUGCAUUUUCCAAAGACUCUCAGGCUUUGGAAGUCGCCAAACUUUGGCGGCCAUUUUCUCAUUAAUUUUACCUCUGACACGAGACGACCCCCAUACCCUUCCAUUGCAAAUAUUAUCUUGAUUUUUAAUCAAGAUGCAUGGGUUUUUUUUUCUCGCCAAAAGCAAGACAUAAAAUUAACAAGUUUUAAGGUGAUACUAAUAACUCUAAAUAUCCAAAAACUGACGAGAGCUGAUUCCACCGCGUCGUGACACAUACAUGUACAGUUAUUAUUGUUCUUGUUUCUGUCUCUGUGACCCAUGUGACAGCGGGGAAUAAUAUUUUGAGCUCCAUGAAAGUAUUGAAAGAGGACAUUGAUUGAAGGUUAGACAACUCCAAAGAGGAAACAAUUCUAGUGCAUCCUGUUAUAAUAAUAUAUAAUUUAUCAGCAUGGGUGUACACUAUUGUAAUGCAUGGAUCUGUGGUAUGUUCUGGAACACUUUGUCUGUCGUUUUUCUUUAUUUUGUAGGUUUGUUGGUUAUAAUUGUUUUGCUUUUAGCUCCCAUUAUAAAUACACUGUGAGUUAUGUCAAAAACUCGACCUACAA
Molecule: messenger RNA, 2881 nt
Organism: Aplysia californica (California sea hare)
Lineage: Eukaryota; Metazoa; Mollusca; Gastropoda; Aplysiida; Aplysiidae
Exons: 2
Coding region: 854-1615 (253 amino acids)
Source: RefSeq, a predicted model, not a curated record